Carlito syrichta (Philippine tarsier) is the source of this 2740-nucleotide messenger RNA. RefSeq names its product protein O-mannosyltransferase 1 (gene POMT1). Gene Ontology annotation, biological process: protein O-linked glycosylation. Gene Ontology annotation, cellular component: membrane. The coding region runs from base 56 to 2092 and encodes 678 amino acids. The transcript is spliced from 19 exons. The record is from RefSeq and is a predicted model, not a curated record. Lineage: Eukaryota; Metazoa; Chordata; Mammalia; Primates; Tarsiidae. Gene Ontology annotation, molecular function: mannosyltransferase activity.
AUGACAGUUCUUCCUUCUUUUCUAGGGCAUCUUCCUGAGCCCCCUUUUCUGCAAGAUGUGGGGAUUUUUGAAGCGCCCCAUAGUGGUGACCGCUGACAUCAACUUGAACGUGGUGGCCCUGACUGGGAUGGGGUUGCUGAGCCGGCUGUGGCAACUCACCCACCCCCGGGCUGUGGUUUUUGAUGAAGUGUAUUAUGGGCAAUACAUCUCUUUCUACAUGAAACGGAUCUUCUUUUUGGAUGACAGUGGACCACCAUUUGGCCAUAUGCUGCUGGCUUUGGGAGGUUAUUUAGGAGGAUUUGACGGUAACUUUUUGUGGAACAGAAUUGGAGCAGAAUACAGUAGCAACGUGCCCGUGGGGUCCCUGCGCCUGUUGCCGGCACUCGCGGGGGCCUUGUUGGUCCCCAUGGCCUAUCAGAUCCUGUUGGAGCUCCACUUCUCGCACUGUGCUGCCAUGGGGGCUGCUCUCCUGGUGCUCAUUGAGAAUACUCUCAUCACCCAGUCAAGGCUGAUGCUUCUGGAGUCCAUGUUAAUAUUUUUUAAUCUGCUGGCUGUGUUGUCCUACCUGAAGUUUUACAACUGCCAGAAACACAGCCCUUUCUCUCUGAGAUGGUGGCUUUGGCUGACACUGACUGGGGUUGCUUGCUCCUGUGCCAUGGGCAUCAAGUACAUGGGUGUGUUCACGUACCUGCUGGUGCUCGGCGUGGCGGCUGUCCAUGCCUGGCACCUGAUUGGAGACCGGGUUUUGUCCAACGUCUGCGUGUUCUGCCACUUGCUCGCCAGGGCAGCGGCUUUGCUGGUCCUCCCGGCCAUCCUGUAUGUGCUGUUCUUCUAUGUCCACCUGGCUCUGCUCUACCGCUCUGGGCCUCACGACCAGGUCAUGUCCAGUGCCUUCCAGGCCAGCUUGGAGGGGGGACUGGCUCGGAUCACCCAAGGCCAGCCGCUGCAGGUGGCUUUUGGGUCCCAGGUCACCCUGAGGAACGUCUUUGGCAAGCCCUUGCCCUGCUGGCUCCAUUCCCACCAGAGCACCUACCCCAUGAUAUAUGAGAAUGGCCGGGGCAGCUCCCACCAGCAGCAAGUGACCUGCUACCCCUUCAAAGAUAUCAACAACUGGUGGAUCGUAAAGGAUCCUGGGAGGCAUCAGCAGGUAGUGAGCAACCCCCCACGGCCUGUGCGGCAUGGAGAUGUGGUGCAGCUCGUCCACGGCAUGACCUCCCGCCUGCUCAACACGCAUGACGUCGCGGCCCCGCUGAGCCCCCACGCACAGGAGGUCUCCUGCUACAUCGACUAUAACAUCUCAAUGCCCGCGCAGAGCCUCUGGAAACUGGACAUUGUAAACAGGGAAUCAGACACCGAAAUCUGGAAGACCAUCUUGUCAGAGGUCCGCUUUGUGCACGUGAAUACAUCAGCCAUCUUGAAGCUGAGUGGGACGCACCUCCCCGACUGGGGCUUUCGGCAGCUGGAGGUGGUCGGGGAGAAGCUGUCGCGGGGCUAUCAUGGGAGCGGGGCGUGGAACGUGGAGGAACAUCGCUACGGCACGAGCCAGGAGCAGAAGGAGCGGGAGCUGGAGCUGCACUCGCCCACACAGGCUGACCUCAGCAGGAACCUCAGCUUCAUGGCCAGGUUCUCAGAGCUGCAGUGGAGGAUGCUGUCGCUGAGGAGUGAUGCCUCGGAGCACAAGUACAGCUCCACCCCGCUGGAGUGGGUCACCCUGGACACCAGCAUUGCCUACUGGCUGCACCCCAGGACCAGCGCCCAGAUCCACCUGCUUGGGAACGUGGUCAUCUGGGCUUCGGGCAGCCUGGCCACAGCCGUCUACGUCCUGCUGCUGCUGUGGUAUCUGCUCCGUCGGCGGAGACGCGUCUGUGACCUUCCCGAGGAGGCCUGGCUGCGCUGGCGAGCCGCCCGCGCCUGCAGGUCCGCGCUCCAGAGGAGCCUCUUCAGCGCCCUGGUGGUGGCCUGGUUCUCCUCUGCGUGCCACGUGUCCCACACGCUGCGCCCGCUCACCUACGGGGACAAGUCGCUCUCACCAGACGAACUCCGAGCCCUUCGCUGGAAAGCCAGCUGGGACAUCCUGAUCCGCAAGCACUAGGCCCCGGCGGAGCGCGUCGGCGCCAGGGUCGGACGAGGGGGUCUCUCGGGAGCGUGGUUGACGGCCGGGCCCCUGAGCUGGGCAGACGCGGCCGGCCCGGCAGGGACUCCGCUGGCGCCCGCUGUGGCUUGCUCGGACGGGCGCUCGUGGCCGCCUGGUCGUUCCGGACAGGGAGGAACACGCGCCCCCACGUCCUCGCCUCCUGGGGCCCCUCAGCAGCCGGUGCCGGACCCAGCGACGAGGAGAGCCGAGUGUGGACCCAGGGUGGAGCGAGGGGCCGCUGACCUGACCGCGGCCCGGUCCCUGCCGACGGCGUGGGCCGGGCGUGACUCGGGCCCGAUCUUCCCCACGAACACCCGCAGUCUGGGCAGGCUCCAGCCCUGCACUCGGCGAGGCGCGAGGCUCGGAGUCCCCCGCUCCAGCGUCGCACAAGCCGUCGAGUGAGCCUGGCGCGAGGCCUCCGCGGACUUCUGAUCCCGACUCUGGCACUGGCACCGGCGCGCGUUUUCCGAUCCCACGUGGACUCUGCUGAGGGGCAAGUGCGACAUCCUCCGCCUCCGUGGGCAAGGUUCGUGUCAACCACACCCUCCCUGGUCCUGAACUUGUCUUUUGUCACGUAAUUAAAGAAGAGACAAACAGGCAGCCAUA